Molecule: messenger RNA, 1885 nt
Organism: Anolis carolinensis (green anole)
Lineage: Eukaryota; Metazoa; Chordata; Lepidosauria; Squamata; Anolidae
Gene: lmo2
Product: LIM domain only 2
Exons: 3
Coding region: 568-1044 (158 amino acids)
Biological process (GO): positive regulation of transcription by RNA polymerase II
Cellular component (GO): nucleus
Molecular function (GO): DNA-binding transcription factor binding; transcription coactivator activity
Source: RefSeq, a predicted model, not a curated record
GGCGAGGGCUGGCCCUUUAAGGCGCCCGCCUCGGUCGUCGUGAGAGAUGCGUCGGCUCCCAUCCCCCGGAGGAGGGGGAGGAGGGGGGUCCAGGGGAGAAGGAGGAGAAGAAAUAGACAGCUGUCUCUUUAAAAUGUCAUUUCCUUCUAUUGUAUUGGAGUCGUGAUCAGGAAAGAGGAUGUGAAAGCAGAGCGGCUGGGAGGGAAGGAGGGAGGGAGAAAGAGACAGAGAGACAGAGAAGGAGAGAGAAAGAAGAGCUUCAGAAGUAGGACCAGCAAUAAGAAGAAGAUAAUAAGAAGAAGACUAAGGAGGAGCUGCUGUCGGUGUCGGAGGAGGAGCAGCAGGAGCAGCGGAUGCUGAGCGCUGCCUAAAGCGAGAGAGAAGGAUUCAUCCCGGGAUCGAAGCGCGGCAGAGAUGGGAGGCUGAGAAGGAUCUCUCCCCCAAAGGCCAUCGCAUCUCCCGACACUCCAGGCUCCUUUGGUCUGUCUGUGCUCCUCUUCCUCCCUUUCCAGAAGGGAGCCCCGUGGAUGUGGUCGCGGGUGGGGUGAGCCCGAGCGAGACCUGCCAAUGUCCUCGGCCAUCGAAAGGAAAAGCCUCGAGCCCUCCGAGGAACCGGUGGACGAGGUGCUCCAAAUUCCCCCUUCCCUCUUAACAUGUGGAGGUUGCCAACAGAACAUUGGGGACCGUUACUUCCUCAAAGCCAUUGAUCAGUACUGGCACGAAGACUGUCUCAGCUGUGAUUUGUGUGGAUGCAGGCUUGGAGAAGUGGGAAGGCGACUGUAUUAUAAACUGGGCAGAAAGCUCUGUCGAAGAGACUAUCUCAGGCUUUUUGGCCAAGAUGGCUUGUGUGCCUCCUGUGACAAACGCAUCCGGGCUUAUGAGAUGACCAUGAGAGUGAAAGACAAAGUCUACCAUCUGGAAUGCUUCAAGUGUGCUGCCUGCCAAAAACACUUUUGUGUUGGUGACAGAUACCUUCUCAUCAACUCAGACAUAGUGUGUGAGCAGGACAUCUAUGAGUGGACUAAGAUCAAUGGGAUGGUAUAGCCGACCAGUGCCUCAUAAGCUCAAUAAUCCAUUUCAUGGGGAACACAAAUAUCUAGGUGUGGUGGUAAGAGCACCAAUCACAACAUCUACAUGCUUUGUGCUGGGGAAAGGGAAAAUACAACAGAAAACACAUACACUGUAUUGUGUACAGAUGACACCUGGGGUUUGAAACAUUAGCAAAUAGGUAGAGUUUUGUUACAAACAAGCUCUGAUAAUAAACUGACAUUCUUGGAGAUGAUUAUGAAAACUGGGGAAUCUACAAAUGAAGACAAUGGAUUUCCUUGACUAUACAGUAGUAAUGUGUAAAAAUAUUAUGACUUUGACACAUGCAGACUAGGUUGUGAAACUGAAUUUUUAAAUGUCCUUUCUAUUUACUCUAUAUAGACCAUAAUCCCAACAUUAAUUCAAAAUGAGAUGGUGUCAGAAAGAUGUAGAGAGAAGGGGGUUGGAACUCCAAUUCUUUAAAUUCUAGAUAUGGAAGGAGAGGUACCUUACCCCAGCAUGGAAAUAAUUCCUGUCCCCAUCCCACAUAUGGAAUUAAAAAUAUAACCUCUGGCUGCAGCAUUGCACAAAUAUACAACCAGUUAUAUACAUUUAAGGGUUUGGCAGACUUAAUGGCAUGUGACUGGGCAAGAGGACUGAAACCUUAAAUUCUAAGCAAUGAUUCAAGCAAACUAAGAUGCACACAGCUAUGUUCAGCUGUCAUUCCUUGAAAAUGAGAAAUUCUACCACUCAUUUGUAUACAAAUGAAGAGUUGCUCAGCUAUUUUAUUAACAUAGGAAACACAAAUAAUUGUGUGUAGUAAGAUCCUGCAGAUUUAAUAAAAAAGUAACUCAUCUCA